Messenger RNA from Solanum pennellii, 1236 nucleotides. RefSeq names its product 2-hydroxy-6-oxononadienedioate/2-hydroxy-6-oxononatrienedioate hydrolase. NCBI's taxonomy places the organism in Eukaryota, Viridiplantae, Streptophyta, Magnoliopsida, Solanales, Solanaceae. The record is from RefSeq and is a predicted model, not a curated record. Bases 62 to 1069 code for a protein of 335 amino acids. The transcript has 4 exons.
AUAUAUAUUAGUAAGAGGUAGGCUUGGUAGAUGAAAUAGUUGUUUUUUCCGUUAGGCAGUGAUGGAGAGUUUGCGCCUCUGCUUCCACAAUUUCUUAUCUUUCCAUCUCUCCAUCAUUGCUAAAAUUUUCCGGUGGUUAUUCUCCUCUUUGCCUACCAUCAAACGCUUCCCUCUCUUCGUUCCUUUCAUCGACGCUUAUAUAUCCCUCUUAUUCCGAUUUGCCAACUUAUCACCAUGCACCCUCGAUCUAGACGACCAAACCACCAUCCAUUUCUGGGCUCCCAAUCACCGGCGUUACGAUAAACCAAAUCUCGUCCUCAUCCACGGUUACGGAGGCGAUGCCAAAUGGCAAUUUAUGUACCAAGUCAAAUCACUGGCUGAAUCCUUCAACCUCUACAUUCCGGAUCUGUUAUUCUUCGGUAAAUCUUAUACAACUCGGAAGGAACGAACGGAGGAGUUUCAGGCGAAAUGCGUGGUGCAAGGGUUAAAGGAAUUGGGAGUGAGAAAUUGUUCGAUGUUUGCAAUUAGUUAUGGGGGAUUUGUUGGGUAUCGAAUGGCGGAGAUGAAUCCGGAAAUGGUGGAGAAAGUAGUGAUAUUGAGUAGUGGAGUGGGUUGCUCGAAAGAUCAGAAGGAAGAGCAGUUGAAAAAGAUUGGAAGAGAUCCGGUUGAAUUGCUGAUACCGGCGAAACCAGAGGAUCUGCAUGUCCUCGUAAACUUAUCAAUUUACAAGUACAAUCCUUUCAAGUGGGCCCCUGAUUACUUCCUCCAAGAAUUCAUUGAUAUGAUAAGUAGGACUUACCUGAAGGAGAAGCAAGAGCUAGUGCACCACUUGCUGUCCAAUCAUACAGAUUGCAGAUUGCCCAUCCUAAAUCAGGAAACUCUGCUUAUUUGGGGUGACAAGGACAGAGUCUUCCCUCUUAUGUUCGGCUACCAGUUGCAAAGGCAUUUGGGGCCAAGAGCAAAGUUGGAAAUUAUAAAAAACACAGGACAUGCAGCAAACAUUGAGUCUCCUGAUUCUGUCAAUGCUUUGAUUAAAGCCUUUAUCUUGCCGCAAAGCAAAGACUUAUAGGGUUGACACUGGGAUUGAUCUUGAUACUGCUAGGCUUAGCUGGUGGGGGUUCUUGCUCCCUAUGUUACAUAUCUCUAUUACUUUCUCAUUGUUUGUAAAUAAUGAAACUACUAAUGGGACUUUGAAGUAUUACCAAGUCUCCUAGAUGAUAUAAAUCAAGUUGAUUA